AUGCCGCUGAAUAAAUCCGCCGCCGCCUCUCUCUGCUCCCGCAAUGCCUUCCCCGCCGUGUCGAAUAUCCCGUACCUCAGAUCUAUAACGUCAUCUAGAGGGGCACGAGCUAGCUACCCUCCCGCAACGACCUGCUCGAUAGAACGAUACAGGCGAUAUGCUACAGUAAAUAACGAGCGACGAAACACCUCCAGCCAUAAUGAGGUUCCCGAAUGGCCAAAGACUACUUAUCCUUCUCCCUAUGAGAUCUUCUCUAUGAAGAGUGACGCUCCAUAUACCAAGCACCGAUUCUACCAACUUGUCAAAGUCUACCAUCCAGACCGACACAGCCAUACUUUCGAUAUUGAUAAUGUGCCGCAUAAAAUUCGGUUGGAACGUUAUCGACUUAUCGUUGCCGCCAACGAUCUCCUCAGCGACCCCUCCAAGCGUCAACUCUAUGAUGUCCAUGGUGUAGGCUGGACUGGUGGCAAGCCCCAGACACUCAACGAAACCGUUCGCAACGCCGAUCGAGCCUGGCGCCACAGGGCCGGGUCUGCCGCACACAAUGCUACCUGGGAGGACUGGGAGCGAUGGUACGAUGCUCGCGACGGCAGGACUAGGGAUCCACUGUAUAUGUCCAACGGCACGUUUGCCGCUCUUGUCGUCUGCAUGUGCAUGAUAGGCGCAUUUGCCCAAAUGAGUAGAGCAGACCAAUACGGCGCCGACCUGCUAGAAAUGAAGCAGCAAUCCGAUCUUGUCAUUGGGCAGCAGGUUGCCCGUCGAAACACGGUUGCUGCGGGCAGGUCCAAAGAUGAAAGAGUCGACAUGUUCCUGAAGGACAGAGAGAACCUGAAUUACGCUUACCAGCCCGGCAAGUAUGACAGCGAGAUACUCGCGGCAAGCCAGACUUCUGCACCUGGAAAUAAUGGAAGGGCAUAG
Messenger RNA from Fusarium sp. VM40, 918 nucleotides. The record is from the annotation of a GenBank genome assembly. Lineage: Eukaryota; Fungi; Ascomycota; Sordariomycetes; Hypocreales; Nectriaceae.